CUCUAAGUGCCGGUAUCGCCUUCGUUGCCUUUCGUUGCCGAGAGAAGAAGACAGCAAGCGCCUCCUCGCCCGAUUUGAAAAUUUCCCCUCGAGGAUAUCCGAGCAAUGAAUCGUGACCCCCAAUUCCUCGAUCCCCAUCGCAAGAGGGCCAGAGAGGACGAGGAGGACGGGACUGCAGCGGGCCCGGUAGGGUUCAGCGAACACAGAAGCAAACGCCACCAGUCGCUGCCACUCAGGUCAUCUCCGGUCACGAAACGAUGUGUCGAUCUACCAACUCAACCGAUCCCCUUUCCUUUGGCACUUGCGCCUCAGACCGAGGCCGACGCCGUCACACCCCAGGAGCCGGCUCCGGAGCCGGAAAUGUGGGCAGAUGAGCCCGAGUUACUUCCCGCGAACCCGGCCUAUUCGGCCCCCUUCGACGGUGACAUGGACAUGAUGGACACAUCAGAACCAGUCCCGGGUCCGGAUCAGCCGGACAUCCAAGGGCACACUAGCAUCGAACCACCGUCGUCCGAGGCGAACCCGCCCGGACCUAGCGUAACAGGCCGCGUGCCGACGCCGAUCCACUGCAACUUUCCCGCACAAGCCCGAGUCAAGAGCUGGACCGGCGGCAGCAUCGGGUACGGCGACGCCCUCGCGACCACGCCCGAGGAACCGAACGCAGCAGCAUUCAACGGCAAUGGGUCGGUGGAUAUCUCGUCGCAGCAGCCGGGCGCGCCAGGCGCCGCGCAGGCCCUGGUGGACUGGACCACGCUGCACAACCGGCCGCUGCCGUCGCCCAUUAGCGAGUGCGGCGGUGAGGAGAACACGGAAACGGCGAAGAUGGCGCUCGACCCGUCGGCGCCGCCGGGCAGCAACCACCUGAGCCACGUCAUGCACGAGCAUCCCCUGCUAGCCGGGCUCCCGCCACGCGCCAGCUCGGCCAUGGAGGGGCGAUCCUCCGCGCGGGAGGGCACGCCGGGGGGGGAGCCGCAUAACGCCGGCGGCGCCAUGGACCUCGAGUCCGCGGCCGCCGUGCCGUCGCCAAAGAAGGGCCACACGAGGUCGAAACACACGCUCAGCUCCUGGACUGCGCUGCAGCCGGGCAUGAAGCGGACGUUCAGCCUCGGAUAUCGCGCCGACUGCGAGAAGUGCCGGAUGAAAGUGCCCGGCCACUUCAACCACAUCAUCAUUUCGUAGGAGAAAGGUGAUGGGCAGUGGGUCAGCAUGGUGGAGCCCGCGGCGCUUCGGUUGGCGACUUUUGCCUCUUCCUGCCGGUCAGCGAAUAUGUCGCCGUCGCCUGGGGAGGCCGGGAAACUUUAGGAUAAGAUGCCGGCAGGCGCGAGCAUGUUCAGGGAUGGCAUCCAUUAGCUUUUUUGUUUGCUGAGGGAAGGAUGGGUUUUGCUGCAGCCACUCAUUUUGAGCAUC
This is a messenger RNA of Thermothielavioides terrestris NRRL 8126, 1407 nucleotides long. RefSeq lists its product as uncharacterized. Lineage: Eukaryota; Fungi; Ascomycota; Sordariomycetes; Sordariales; Chaetomiaceae. The record is from RefSeq and is a predicted model, not a curated record. The coding region runs from base 361 to 1179 and encodes 272 amino acids. The transcript has 2 exons.